Haliaeetus leucocephalus (bald eagle) is the source of this 2131-nucleotide messenger RNA. RefSeq names its product growth factor receptor-bound protein 10 (gene GRB10). The transcript is spliced from 13 exons. Gene Ontology annotation, molecular function: insulin receptor binding. Gene Ontology annotation, biological process: insulin receptor signaling pathway; negative regulation of Wnt signaling pathway; negative regulation of insulin receptor signaling pathway. NCBI's taxonomy places the organism in Eukaryota, Metazoa, Chordata, Aves, Accipitriformes, Accipitridae. The record is from RefSeq and is a predicted model, not a curated record. Bases 31 to 1503 code for a protein of 490 amino acids.
GAUGUGGACCUAGAAGCUUUGGUAAACGAUAUGAAUUCCUCAUUUGAAAGCUUAUACUCUACGUGCAGUAUGCAGUCGGAAACCACUCCGCUCCUUCAAAAUGGUCAGCUCAACCGCAGUCAGUUGCCGUCCUCAGGAUCUGGUGGACUGCAGCCCACGUCUCCAAGGCAGAAGGUGCAGCGGUCUCAGCCAGUGCGCAUUAUGGCAGUCAGGCGUCUUCAAGAAGAAGAACAGCAAUUCAGAACGUCAUCUUUGCCGGCCAUCCCAAAUCCCUUCCCAGAACUUUGUAGCCCCGCAAGCUCUCCAGUGCUGGCCCCUGGAUCUUUACCUCAGAGUCAACCUGCUAGUAAGCAUGAUGUAAAAGUCUUUAGUGAAGAUGGAACAAGCAAAGUGGUCGAGAUUCUAGCAGACAUGACAGCCAGGGACCUCUGUCAGCUGCUCGUUUACAAAAGUCAUUGUGUGGAUGAUAACAGCUGGACUCUAGUGGAGCAUCACCCUCACCUAGGAUUAGAGAGGUGCUUGGAAGAUCAUGAGCUCAUAGUUCAAGUCGAGUCCACAAUGGGAAGUGAAAGUAAAUUUUUGUUCAGGAAGAAUUACGCAAAAUAUGAAUUUUUCAAAAAUCCCAUGAAUUUCUUUCCAGAGCAAAUGGUUGCCUGGUGCCAGCAAACAAAUGGCAGUAUCCCACAGUCACAACUUUUGCAGGAGCCAAGACAUUUGCAAUUGUUGGCUGACCUAGAAGACAGCAACAUCUUCUCACUGAUAGCAGGCAAGAAGUUGUACAAUGCACCUGCGGAGUAUGGAUUUUGUAUAAAGCCCAACAGAGUGAGAAAUGAAACAAAGGAGCUGAGGUUGUUGUGUGCUGAAGACGAGCAAAGCAGGACGUGCUGGAUGACGGCCUUUCGACUCCUCAAGUAUGGAAUGCUACUGUAUCAGAAUUACAGAAUUCCCCAGCAGAGAAAAGCCAUGCUUCCCCACUUUUCCACUCCAGUAAGAAGUGUAUCUGAAAACUCACUAGUAGCAAUGGAUUUUUCGGGGCAAAUAGGAAGAGUUAUUGAAAAUCCUGCUGAAGCACAGAGUGCUGCCUUGGAAGAAGGACAUGCUUGGAGGAAACGUAGCACAAGAAUGAACAUCUUGGGUAGCCAAAGUCCACUCCAUCCUUCCACACUGAGUACAGUUAUUCACAGGACACAGCACUGGUUUCAUGGAAGAAUCUCUAGAGAAGAAUCUCACAGGAUUAUUAAGCAACAAGGGCUUGUAGAUGGACUGUUUCUUCUCCGGGACAGCCAAAGCAAUCCAAAGGCAUUUGUACUUACACUGUGCCAUCAUCAAAAAAUAAAGCAUUUUCAAAUCUUGCCGUGUGAAGAUGAUGGACAGAUAUUUUUCAGCCUGGAUGACGGGAACACCAAAUUCAGUGAUCUAAUCCAGCUUGUUGAAUUCUAUCAACUAAACAAAGGAGUCUUGCCCUGCAAACUCAAACACCACUGCAUCCGAGUGGCCUUAUGACCUCAAAUCUGACUCUCACUGAAGACUGGAUUUGCUAGAAGAGUAAUUGUAAGAGAACGUUGACACUGGGGAAUUGGCAGAUUUGUAAGUUGGUAAAAAUAAAUAAAAAUAUUAUGCACCUUGGGACUCUGAAAGGGAUGGAUUCGACAGGUGCCAACAGACCAAGAUUGCUGGUUUGUCUAACACCUAAGAGUGAUUGCUGCUGAGUGUCCCAGCAUCCCAAAAAUGGGGGGAGGGUAUGUAAAACCAUGAGUAAAUUUGAAACAAAACUGGAAACUAUCUUGGCUGGGCCACUUAACAGGAACAAGUGUGAAGAGAAAUCUUUGAAAAGAACUCUUGCCCUGGAAUAAUCUUGACAAUUAAGACUAGUGUGUUUACUUUUUGUAUUGAUCACUUUUUUUGCACUCCUACUUUGUUUCGGAUAUUGUAUGCAGCCUAUAUUAGGAGCUGAUGUGGCUUUUAAAAUUCAUGCAGGAGUUGGGUAUUAAUCUGCACCCUAAAAAUGUAUGGAAUGCUUCAGCCUAAAAGGAUCUAGAAGAAAAUCAAGAAGUGUGUGUGUGUGCACGCAUGUGUCUCAAAACUUCUCUGGAGACCUGAGGUUUGAUGAUCUGCAGAUGUCUUUGAAGAA